This is a messenger RNA of Gordionus sp. m RMFG-2023, 5339 nucleotides long. RefSeq lists its product as uncharacterized. The transcript has 18 exons. Lineage: Eukaryota; Metazoa; Nematomorpha; Gordioida; Chordodea; Parachordodidae. The coding region runs from base 93 to 5312 and encodes 1739 amino acids. The record is from RefSeq and is a predicted model, not a curated record. Gene Ontology annotation, cellular component: Set1C/COMPASS complex. Gene Ontology annotation, molecular function: protein binding; histone H3K4 methyltransferase activity; RNA binding.
CUCGAUUUUUUAAAAAAGGAUGGUUUUCUAUUUUGAAACAGAUGAUAGAAACUUGUAUUUAUGUUUUGGCCAUCAUAGAUUAAAUAAUAUUUAUGGAUGAACUCUUAGAUACUAAUAAAUGUACAUUUAUGAAUGGUAUAGAAGAAGAUGGUUCAAAUUAUGAUAAAAAAGACAAAGAGAAACCAAAACUUUAUAAUUAUAAAUUAUUGGUUGACCCAUUUUUAAAAGGGAACAAUUCAAAAAAAAUAUAUAGAUUUGAUGGUCAUGUACCUGAUGAUCCGACAGGGAGUUGUGUGAUAUUAAAAGAUCCCAGAAGACAAUUUACACAUUUUUUAUUCUCAAAAAAAAUUGCAGAUUUAUUAAUCCCUAAAUUUAAACUUGAUAAAAAUUAUGUGGGAAUCCCACCAUCUAUUGAAUUAACCAUUACUAAUCUUAAUGAUAAUAUUAAAGAAAAGUUUUUGGAAGAUUUAUGUUUAAAAUUUGGUGCAAUUGAUGAACUUAAAAUUUAUUAUCAUCCAAUCUCCAAGAAACAUUUAACUAUUGGCAGAGUCAUAUUUCAGCAACCAAAAUUUGCAAAGCUCUGCAUAGAAAAAUUAAAUAAAGUAUCAGUUAUGGGCAAAGCAUUAAAUGUGUUUCUUGAUCCUUUAGGUAAACAUUGCAGCAAAAUUGUAGAUAGCAUCAUUAAUAGCAAUAAUGCACAUCCAUUUGAUGUCAAUCUAUAUUUAAGUGAAAAUGUAUAUUUUGUUGGAGAUCAUAUUCCAGAUAAUUUAAAGAGUUUUAUUCCUCUUAUCCUACCUAAAUCUAUCAACCAUAAUUUAUCCAAUUCUCUACCAUCAAUGCCAAAAUAUGAUCCCAGACUUAAAAAUGAACAUAAUAUUAUUAAUAAUUCCUUAAAUAUAUCUAAGGAAUCACCGCCAGACAUUAAUUUUGAUUCUACCCAAAGUGCCUUGAAUAGUUUAUUUAAAAAUAAUAAUUCCCAAAACCUCAAUGAUAUAAAUCAGAAUGUUAACAAGUUUAUUAUCACAGAUUCAAAUGAUUCCAAGGACUCCUCAAAUUUUUUAGACUUAAAUCAUAAUUCAUUUAAUGAUAUUUCUGAUAAAGACCAAUAUGCAAAAGAUUUCAAUAUGGAAAUGCCAUUUAAACCAUAUGAACAAGUGAUUUCCAAAGUAAUAAAUCCUGAAAUUGACAUUUAUGUUCAGGACCCAUUGACUACACAAAUAGAAAUAAUUGAUGAAACCCAAGGAAAGGAUUCCUUCAAAUAUGCUAAAGAAGAAAAAUUUAAUGUUGAGAUAAAUCAAUUCAACGAAGAAAAAGAUGUGAACCAUUUAUCCAAUUCUAACAGACAUAAUGAAAAGUACACAAGUCAUAAUAAACUUUGGAAGAAACAUGAUUAUAAUCACAAUCAUAAUAACAAUACACACAAAUAUUCCUCAUAUAUAAAGAGGGAGAAAUUUGAUAAAGGUAAAAAGAAUAAUACUUAUGAAAAGUCAUCAUACUCUAAGCCAAGCGAUAAAUUUAGGUAUAAAAAUGAGUUUUACCACAACAAACACAGGCCACCUGAAAGGGAGUAUGGUUACAAGACAAACAAAGAAAAGUAUAACCAUAAUUAUAAUUCAUUUAGCUCAAAGAGUAGAGAUAACAGGAAAGUUAUUAUUAGCAAUAGUUAUCGUGGUACUCACCAUCAUAAGAGAGAUAGAGACUAUGACCAACAUAAGAAUUCUUUUAGAAGCCACAGUGAUUCUUCCAAGAAAAGUAGUCUUCAUUCCUUCAAGGACUCAAAUCUCCUUGGGCACCAUAGGCAUGUUAUAAAAAAUAGGUCCAAACCGUAUAAAGAAAACCUUAUUAAAAAAGAGCCCAGUCAAGAUAAUUAUGACCCGGGCGAGGACAUUUGUAGUCAGAUAGGGCCUAUGACUGACGAUGCCAUUAAAACAUUCUUGGCCAAAUCUGAAAAUAUUAAUCAUUCUUUUGACAGUAUCUCAACUAACAAGAUGGACAAUAUUGUCCAGUCUAUUAAAAUAGAAUUUGAUGAUGGUACAGAAGCCUGUGACAAAAUGAGCCUUUCCCCUCUGAGCUCUUACAAAGAAGAAGAGAGUGAUGGGGGAGAUAGCACAAACAAGGACAGAAUCAUUAAAAGGGAACGACUCCUCUCUGACAAGGAAAAGUCACAUAAUUUGGCCAAUAGUUCUCUACCUCACAAUGCCAAUGAUGCCAGUACCAACGGCAAUCUAAACAUUAACAAUCCGGAUAAUAAAUUUUCUCCCUACUUUGCCGGUGUUCUAGCUCCUCACUUAUUGCAUUAUCACCAUCAAGGUUACCAAAAUUAUCCCUCCCAUUUCCAUAUCCCUCUCGAUACCUUUUCCGGCCAACACAACUUAAGCACAAACGAAGUUAGCAAUCUCAAUUCCGGUACACCUUCCUUUUUACUUUCCCACAUGCUACCACCUCCCCCACCCUUGCCCUCUUACCUCUACCCCACUAUGCUACCACCCCCUCCUUUUCCCCCUCGAUUUGAUCCAUCUCUCAAUAGUGGAAAUAUAGAUAACAGUACAUUUUACAGAGGAUUUCCGCCACAAAUACCCGCCCCUGUCUCCCAGCCUCAAUAUACUUUCACAACUCUCAUGAAAAAGAUCUCGCCUUAUUAUCAGGGCAUUAUCAUGAAAGUUAUAUCCAAAUUAUUCGAAGAAUUGAACAUCGUCAUUAACAAAGAUAUCCACAAAAUGCUCGUCCAAAAAUCGGCGUUCACAUUCUACGAUAAGUGGUGGCAGGACAGCGAAAAUAUUUAUCAGAAUCGCAAAAACGAUUUGGUCAACAAUACUGCCUUUCCUCUCCCACCAUCUUCUGACCCUUUUGCUAUUUCGUCCAGUAACCUUCCGCCCAAUCACAUCUCGGAAUAUAAUUCCACAUCGAACUCAACGUCGAGAGACCAACAAGCCUCUUACAUGACUGGCCGUUUUAAUGCUUUUAAAACUGGCGUUGACACUACGCAACUCCUCUUGAAUUCUCUAUUCGAGCCCUCCUUUUCAACAACGCAGUCCACCACUUUCAAACCUUACGAAAAUUCAUCUUUUAGCCUCGGUAUUCGUGCAUCUAUGCCUAAAAUGCCUUCCUUCAGGAAAAUCAAAAAGCCUCAACCCCAACCUUCACAAACGCCAACUAAAAACAAAAAAUUCGAAUCACUCAAAGAUAAAGAUGGCACAGUUAAUAAAGCGAAUAAAAAAGCUAGCCUUGAUUACCAACCUGCCACGGAUAACAAAGCAAAUAUCAAGACUAAGAAGAAAGGCGAUCAAAUUAUUCAAGAAUCCCCUAAGAACGCUUCACCCCUUGACGGUAUUAUCAAGGACGUGCUUGACGAUAAAGAAAUCGAUAGAGAUAAAGAAGAAAAAAUACAAGACUUGGAAAGAGAAGACGACAUCGAUUCUGUUCUCAGCGAUUCCUCUUAUCUUUCUUCUCAUCUAGAUGACAUGGGAGAAGUAGCAGAAAGACCAGAUUCGGAAACCGAAAUUCCUAGCUCUUCUAUCGAUGAUUCCGAAAUCGAGGAAGAAAACGGAACCCUUAAAAAAAAUUCUCACAAGAUCAAAUUCAAGGAACGAGUCAGUAUAUCCGAAAAUUCAUGUUCCUUAGACAAAUCCUAUCUUUCGGAUAAUGAAACGAAAGACUCUACGCGACAAAUUCCAACAACUACUAAAAAGCAAAAAGGGAUCAAACAAUUCUUAGUCGACGAAAACGCCAAUCACGCUUUCAAUGAUAUCACGAGAGCCGUAAGCAUCAAAGCGAAUUACGAUGCUACUAAAGAGGACCUUAAAACAACGGCAUCGAUUAAAGAAAUCAUAAAAUCGAAGGUGGCUAAACCCGAAAAAGUCAAAAGUAGCAUUGGGGGGUUGACAAAACCUGUUACAGACACUACCAGUUUUACUGCUAUCGACGAAUCAACCAACGAAUUUGUUGAUAUUACUGACAACGAAAAGAAACUCAAACGAAAGAAAUCUUCGGAUCCAAAGUACAAAGAAAGCUCUAGGAAAGCUAAACUCAAGAACAAAGAAAACGUCCUGGCGGAUAGAACCAACAAUAAAGGAGUCGAAAGAGUUAACCAACACGUUUAUCAGAACAAGAAACCCCAAAAACCGCUCGUGGAAAAACUGCUUUUAUCUGAACAUUGUUACUCACUACCUCCCGCCGUUCCAAUCAAACAAAAUACAACUUCUACAAAAGAAAGGCCUCCUAAGAUCUAUACCGCCCCCAAAUCCGCUAUCAUUACUUACCAGGCUCGCGAUGCUAUAGAAGAAAUGAAACUCUUAUACGAUAUGUGGAACCCUGGUAUAGACUUGGAAGAUAUCGCUUACGUCAGGAAAUCCUAUGAACGAUACUUAGCUCACCACAGAGCCAACAAUUCGACGUUCAUCCUGAAUGCCAACAAUAAGACGGGUGAGCUGGUUUGGCUUGAAUACACCCACUGGGUUCCCCAUAUGGCUACCCAUAGCUAUGAACCUCCCACUAAAAAGAAGAGGAAGAAGGAGAAAUCAAGGGGCAUCCUCAGUAACGAUUCCUUGCAAUCUCUCACAAGUACUAAGAGCGGGAGCGCCAGAACGGAGGGUUAUUAUAAGAUUACAUCCGAACAAAAAACGGCACUAUAUUCGUUAACGAACGAAAAGAGGGCAGAUACACCUUUCAAAAAAUUGAACAAUAAUCAGACUCACCUCAAUGAUACCUCCUCGAGCAGCAAUUUAAACAAUGCAAAAAAUAUCACAGGUAUAACUAAUAAUCAAAGAAAUUUGUUACACCACCUCAAUACUACAACCUCCAGACAAGUGAGAAGCGAGUUUAGGAGGCAAGUUUGGUCUAAGAGUCAAGAGCUCGGCGAUCUGAUUAAAUUUAAUCAGCUAAAGGCCCGCAAAAAGCAACUGGCUUUUAAGAAAAGCCGAAUACACGAUUGGGGGCUUUACGCGCGCGAAAACAUAGCGGCCAGCGACGAAAUGAUAAUAGAAUACGUCGGGGAAAUUGUGAGACAAUCUAUCGCCGACAAAAGAGAAAAAUUGCUUUACUCCAAUUGCAGCAGUUAUCUAUUCCGGGUAGAUUCCGAGACCAUUAUCGACGCUACGAAGUGCGGGAACCUGGCCCGGUUUAUCAACCAUUCGUGCAACCCUAACUGUUACGCCAAAAUAAUAACUGUCGGUCAGGUCAAAAAAAUAGUCAUAUAUUCCAAGCAACCCAUCAAAAUUGGCGAGGAAAUAACUUACGACUACAAAUUUCCCAUAGAAGACGAAAAAAUACCCUGUCUUUGCGGCGCCUAUAAUUGUAGGGGUACCCUGAAUUAAUUCUAAAAUGUCGGGUUCUCAACGAAC